Ricinus communis (castor bean) is the source of this 1181-nucleotide messenger RNA. Its product is annotated as binding partner of ACD11 1. The transcript has 5 exons. The coding region runs from base 148 to 975 and encodes 275 amino acids. The record is from RefSeq and is a predicted model, not a curated record. Gene Ontology annotation, molecular function: RNA binding. Lineage: Eukaryota; Viridiplantae; Streptophyta; Magnoliopsida; Malpighiales; Euphorbiaceae.
GCGAUUGACUAAUGAAAGUUUUAAAUAUAUGUAAUCAGACAAGGCUCUCUUCCUUUCAAACACGUCUAUACCUCUCUCGCCCACAGCGAAAAGAAAAAAAGGAAACUCUCCAAUUUCGAUCCUUCAUUCUCUUGCAAGCAGCUCGCCAUGUCGGUAAGAACUGUCAAAGUCAGUAAUGUUUCUUUAGGAGCAACUGAGCGAGACCUAAGGGAGUUCUUUUCUUUUUCUGGUGAUAUUGAAUAUGUUGAAGUGCGGAGAGAUGAUGAAAAAUCUCAAAUUGCAUAUGUUACAUACAAAGAUUCACAGGGUGCAGAAACAGCUGUUCUUCUUUCGGGAGCAACAAUAGUAGAUCUGUCUGUCAGCAUCACUCUGGAUCCAGAUUAUCAGCUACCACCUGCAGUAACUCAAAAUAAAACUCCUGGUGGUGCUGAAUCAGCCCUCCGGAAGGCAGAGGACGUAGUUACAAGUAUGCUUGCUAAGGGCUUUAUCUUAGGCAAAGAUGCAGUGAACAAAGCAAAGACUUUCGAUGAUAAGCACCAGUUGACUUCAACAGCGUCAGCUAAAGUUGUUUCUCUUGACAAAAAAAUAGGGCUUACCGAUAAGAUCAGUGCUGGCACAACAAUUGUGAGCGACAAAGUCCGGGAAGUGGAUCAGAAAUUCCAGGUUUCAGAGAAAACCAAAACAGCAUUCGCCGCUGCUGAGCAAAAAGUCAGUAGUGCAGGAGUUGCUAUUAUGAAGAACAGGUAUGUUUUUACUGGGGCUUCUUGGGUGACUGGUGCUUUCAACAAGGUUGCAAAGGCAGCUGGAGAAGUUGGGCAGAAGGCAAAAGAAAAAGUAGGUAUGGCUGAAGAUGAGCAAAAGAGAAAAAUGGUGGAUGAUUUUGCCCAGGUUCACCUAUCCGAGUCACCAAAAGCAUCUUCUGAAGGUGAGCACCUUCCUUUCAAGCCUGCACCUGUUCAAGGUUUGAUCCUUUGAUUUACUGUAAAUUUGUUUUGGGUUCAACUCUUGUACUUGAUAUCUCUUUGUUUACUAGCUGGAGUUCCUCCAACACAGAAAGGUGGUGAAUGCAGGACAGUUUACCAAUUAUUUUGAUAUGAUUGCAUGUAAUCUCUUCUCUCUCUCUCUCUCUCUUUUUCUUUUUUCUUUUUGGGGUCAAUAUAUCUGGGCAUUCAUGUUGGUUA